AACGUUGAUUGAAGGAGCUGCUUCUCUUCUCCAAUCUGCCAUUCCCAAGUCUACCAUUCCAAGUCUUCGGUUGUUUUGGACCGCCGCGAGAUAAAGACGAGUUCUGUUUUUCUUCCUUUUUUAUUUGCAUUGUGAUCACCAUUUCUUUCCCUUGCCAUUUCAGCUCCGAUCUUUUCCUCUCUUCCUGUACUCUCCAUUGCCUAAAAGAGGGGAUUUUUGGGUUUGGGAGAAGCAAGGAGAGAGGAGGAUGAAGUCGCCGCUGAGAAUGUUUCGAGGCCUGAAGCAUCAGGGCCACGAGGCCAAGGAGGGGAAGAAGCAGCAUCGCGCCCGGACGAAUCAGGACGAACUUGUCCAGAACACCCGGGAUUUGCAGGAUUUGAAGAGCUGCUAUGAUAGCAUACUGUCUGCAGCAGCUACAACUGCAAAUAAUGCACAUGAGUUCUCAGAAGCACUGGAGGAACUGGGCACCUGUUUUCUUGAGAAAACUGCAUUGAAUGAUGAUGAAGAUAGUGUCAUUCAUGCAGGUCGGGCUUUAAUGAUGAUGGGAAAAGCACAAUUUAAGUUGCAAAAACUUUUUGAUGUAUAUCGGGUCCAUAUCUUACAGACAAUGGAUAAGCCAUCAAGAUCCCUUCUCAGAGAGCUUCAAGUUGUAGAGGAAAUGAAACGCCUUUGUGAUGCUAAAAGAGAGAUAUAUAGGAACUCGUUAGAGGCACAUAGAGGAAAAUGGAUGUUGAGAUAUUCCAAAUCUGGAACUUUCUCAUCAAAGGAGUUGCAAGAAGCUCAAGCCAAUUAUGAAGAGGAGGAAAACAUGUUUAUGUUUCGAUUGAAAUCAUUAAAGAAAGGUCAAUUUCAAAGUCUUCUGACACAAGCCACUCGCCACCAUGCUGCACAGCUAACAUUCUUCAAGAAAGGACUUAAGAUGCUUGAGAUGGUUGAAUCACAUGUUAAAGCCAUUGCUGAACAACACCAUAUUGCUUACCAGUUCAGUGAUCUUGAAGAUGAUGUAUCAGACUAUGAUGAUGAUGAUGAUGAUUAUGAUUAUGGUGGCAGUGAUGUUGGGGAGCUAAGUUUUGAUUAUAAAAAAAAUUUCCAAGGAAAAAAUGUUAUUUAUACAUCUCAAAACUCAAUAGAGGAGAGCAUCGACAGAAGCCAAUUAGACAUGCUCAGUUUCAGGCCUGGAUACAGCAGCCAAUCAGCACCAAUUUUUGCUGAUAAGAAGCUUGAUUUAACUGAGAAGACAGAAACACCACCCUUAUCAACCAGAAAAUUUCACUCAUAUGUGCUACCUACACCAGUUGGUGAUAGAAAUCCAGAAUCAAAUCCUGGUACUGCUCCUUGUGUGGAGAAAAAUGAUAGUUCCCUACCACUGUGGAAUUCAUCUCCAUUAGAGGCAAAAAGACCUGUAAAAGAUUUCAGGGAGAGAGAAUUAUCAAGUCCAACCACCUUCAAGAAUUCAGCACUUAGAGGGAGCAAUAUUAACAGUGGGCCCAUCAGUAUGCCAUCAUAUUUCUCGGAGAAGCUGUCAAUGCCGCAAAUUAAUCAAAAAACAGCUUAUGAUACUAAUAAUUUCAGACGACAAGCCUUCUCUGGCCCAUUGACAAGCAAACAUUUUUCAAGCAAACCCAUAGUUUCUACUCCUGAUUAUAGAUCUUCAGUGGAAUUUCCCCCUGUAGGCUCUUCCGCAUCACAACACGUGUUUAAACCUCAAUCAUCUCCACCUCAUAAGGAGACUCAUAGAACUUCACCUCCUCCUGUAUCAUAUCCAAAAAUCAGCGAGCUUCAUGAGCUUCCUAGGCCCCCAGUUGGUUCAGAGAAGUCAACAGGAGCAUCCACUUUGAUUGGUUAUUCUGGUCCCUUGGUCUCUAGAAGCAAAGUGCUUAAUGCAAGAAAUAAUAUGCCAUCAGAUGUCUCAUAUAAGACAUCACUACCAGCACCUUUUGUACAUAUCAGCCGCAGUUUCUCAAUACCAUCUAACAGUCAAAGAAUAUCAAUGCUUACAGCUGCUAGGUUGUUGAAGUCUCCUCACAAUCUAGUCACAGUAGAAGAGAUCACUUCAUCACCUCUCGCAAUCUAAUGACCAUACUUCCAGUAUCUACAACUUCAUAACUGAUUGCUGCAGUUACAGAAAAAAGUGGGAGUUGCUAAAACCACAUUUAUGUGUUCCAUUUUCUAAAGAAUACUUGUGACGGAUGCCGUUUUGCUGUUCAGAGUCAAUAUGUUGUCUGUGCCUUCUUGCAGUUUUGUGUACACUGCCGGUGUAAAUUCGCAGCGCCCCGCUGAUCUUCAUUCCAUAUAUUAAAGCAGAGGUUUUGUCAAUAUAUCAUCGUCGAGCCAAUUUUUUUCUUUGAUUAUAACCAUUUAGUUGACAGAAUAUACUACUAUUGAUAGCUUUUAACUGUAGAUAUUGAGGUUUCCAACAGGUCAUGUUGUCAACACAAGUUGGAGACUGUUUUGAGUAAUUCUUGAUCCAGUGAUCCAUGGAAUAAAAAGUCGUCUUUCUUUUAGUGUUGUAAACUUGAUCAAAGGUAAAAGGAUGCAUGUUUAUAUUUUACGGUAGAUAUAAGAUAUACGAAUUAGAUUA
Musa acuminata AAA Group (dessert banana) is the source of this 2581-nucleotide messenger RNA. RefSeq lists its product as uncharacterized. The transcript is spliced from 10 exons. The record is from RefSeq and is a predicted model, not a curated record. NCBI's taxonomy places the organism in Eukaryota, Viridiplantae, Streptophyta, Magnoliopsida, Zingiberales, Musaceae. Bases 248 to 2074 code for a protein of 608 amino acids.